Messenger RNA from Melopsittacus undulatus (budgerigar), 6341 nucleotides. RefSeq names its product trafficking kinesin protein 2 (gene TRAK2). Bases 327 to 3002 code for a protein of 891 amino acids. Gene Ontology annotation, biological process: mitochondrion distribution; vesicle transport along microtubule; neurogenesis. Lineage: Eukaryota; Metazoa; Chordata; Aves; Psittaciformes; Psittaculidae. The transcript is spliced from 16 exons. Gene Ontology annotation, cellular component: mitochondrion; dendrite; cytoplasmic vesicle. The record is from RefSeq and is a predicted model, not a curated record. Gene Ontology annotation, molecular function: myosin binding; GABA receptor binding.
GAGGAGGAGCGCCGGAGGGAGCGCGGGGCGGAUGAUGGCUGAGCUGAGAAGUUUGUGAAGCUUACAUGAAAUAUCCUAUAGAUACUUCUGAUCAGUAGUAGCCAAGAUGAAAUAAGCAUGUUCUUAAAUAACAGUCGAUCUGGAGUAUGAACCAGUCUACGGAAGUGAGCUGAUGUCGGACUUGUUAAGUGUCUCAGUGGCUUGAUGGCUCUCAUUUACUCUGUAUUUAGACCAAAGCCAUCUUUCUACCAAAGCAAUAAAAGGACAGUGCACAAUCUGACUAUAGAAUGCUAUUUCCAAAGAAGUGAACUGUGAAGAAAGGACUCAUGAAUUUUGAUCACAGGGGCUUGGAGAGCAUCUCUGAUGUCUGCUCCAGUGAGGAUCUUCCUGAGGUAGAGUUGGUGAGCAUGCUAGAAGAACAGUUGCCAGAUUACAAGUUACGAGUGGACUCUCUGUAUCUGUAUGGAAAUCAAGACUGGAUUCAGUCUCCUGCCUGCCACAGCCAUCUUCCUGAAAUCUCUUCUCCAGUUCGUAAUGAGGAGCCCUUCCAUUACAUGAAUAAUGUGGAGCAGAAAGCCUACACUGAUGCUGACAUGGUCAAACAUCUGUUAGCUGAGAAAGAUCGGGACCUGGAACUGGCAGCUCGAAUUGGACAAGCCCUCCUUAAGCGAAACCACCUGCUGACGGAACAGAAUGAAGCACUAGAAGAACAGUUAGGACAAACUCUAGAUCGAGUUAACCAGCUGCAGCAUGAACUGUCAAAGAAGGAUGACCUGCUUCGUAUUGUUUCAAUUGCUUCUGAGGAAAGUGAAACAGAUUCCAGCUGUUCCACACCACUUCGUUUCAAUGAGUCUUUCAAUGUACCACAUGAUCUGCUGCAGCUGGAUGUCUUGCAAGAUAAACUCAGAGAGCUGGAAGAGGAGAACCUUGCUCUCCGAUCUAAGGCUUGCCAUCUGAAGACAGAAACCAUUACAUAUGAAGAGAAAGAACAGCAGCUGGUCAACGACUGUGUCAAAGAGCUACGGCAAACAAAUGCUCAAAUCUGUAGAAUAACAGAGGAAUUAUCAGAGAAGAGUGAGGAGUUGGUUCGCUACCAGGAAGAGAUCUCAUCCCUCUUGUCUCAGAUUGUUGAUCUCCAACAUAAACUCAAAGAACAUGUGAUUGAAAAGGAGGAGCUGAAACUUCACUUACAAGCUUCCAAAGAUGCUCAGAGACAACUCACAGCAGAGCUACAUGAGUUGCAAGAUCGGAAUGCAGAGUGUUUAGGGAUGUUGCAUGAAUCACAAGAAGAAGUGAAGUUGCUACGUAGUAGAGCCAGAUCUGUUGCUUGUCUUUGCCACCCCCACUCAUGUGGAGCAUUUCUUGUGGAUUCUCUUGCAGCAGAAAUCGAAGGGACAAUGCGGAAGGAAUUGAGUCAGGGUGAUGAAUCUGUUCUCACCAAGCAAAAGGAUCAACAGAAACGAGUAUUUGACACUGUCAGAGUUGCUAAUGUCACUCGUGGCCGUUCCUCUUCCUUUCCUGCCCCAUUGCCAAUCCCUGGAUCUAAUAGGUCAAGUGCUGUUAUGACAGCAAAGCCCUUUCAGUCUGGCGUACACCAAUUGGAGAGCCAUGCACGGGUGACCCAGAGGAGCAGCUCUGAGAAGAAUUUGAAAGACACUCGUCAUCCUGGCCAGCCGGGAAUCCCUGGAGACAAUGACUUAGUCACAGCUCUGCACAGGCUCUCCCUCCGUCGUCAGAACUACCUGAGUGAGAAGCAAUUCUUUGAGGAGGAAUGGGAGCGAAAAAUGCAUUUGCUGACUGAUGAGAAAGAAGGGGCUAGUGGCUGUAGCACACCCACAGAAAGCUGUUUUUCCCUGGGUACAAACUCAGAAGUCACUGAUCCCUCUGCCAGCUCCGGUAACCUCCGUGUUCUCCUACCAGAAAAAUUACAGAUUGUCAAACCCAUUGAAGGAUCUCAGACCCUUUUUCAUUGGCAACAGCUUGCUCGACCCAACCUAGGCACCAUUCUUGACCCAAGACCAGGUGUUGUUACAAAAGGUUUUACCCCUUUGUCUGAUGAUGCUGUGCACCGCAUCUCUGACUUGGAGGAAGAUGAUGAGGAAGGAGGAGGUAUAACAUUUCAAGUGCAGCAGUCCGUCCCAGAGGAAAAGAAAUGUACAGCGGCAAAGCCAGUGGCAGGGAUUUUCCUCCAACCUAUUACUUCAGCAGCAAUACCACUCACUGCCUCAAAUCCAGGGAAGUGUUUGUCUUCCACAAAUUCUACUUUUACCUUUACUACCUGCAGGAUCCUUCACCCGUCUGAUAUCACUCAAGUUACUCCCAGCUCCGUGGGUACCCCAUUUUCACUUGGAAGCAGUGGCAGCAGUAUUGGAAACCCAGUAGUGAGCACUCCAACGAUUUCUUACAGGCUUAGUAUUGGAGAAUUUCUCACCAACAGAAGAGACUCAACCACUACUUUCAGCAGCACAAGAAGUCUGGCUAAACUUUUGCAAGAACGAGGCAUCUCCGCCAAGGUUUAUGAUAGCCCCAUAUUAGAAAAACUGCCUUUGCUUCAGCCCCCUCGAACUCUCCCCAUUCCUUCUACUCCACCAAAUUCUCCCUCGCACUCACCUUGUCCUUCCCCUCCACUGUUUGAGCCUCGGGUGCAUCACUCAGAAAAUUUCCUGGCUUCUCGACCGGCAGAAACAUUCUUGCAAGAAAUGUAUGGCCUGAAGCCCUCCCGUAAUGCUCCAGAUGUAGGCCAGCAGAAGAUGAACCUGGUAGACAGGCUGAAGAGGCUGGGUAUUGCCAGGGUGAUCAAGACCCCUGAAACACAGGACUGCAGGAACAAUCAGGAGCCAGAAGUUAGCUUGCGGAGGCAGGAAUCAGCUGUGUUUUUAAAUGCAGGUACCAACUUAAUGGCAGGAAUGAGAAGAAACCAGAGUCUUCCAGCCAUGAUUGGAGCACUGGGAGCUCCAGUUUGCACACAGUCAUCAAAAAUGGAUAUCCUAAAGGAGGACUGACUGGUCUGAAAAAUUACUAACUUCUAGCAUAAUAAACAAUAUAUGAGGGAAAAACAUCCAGUACAGGCAUCAUUAGAUGUGUUACAGAAGAGUUGGGGAAGGCACGUGCAUGAGAAAGCUGUGGGAGAGAGAAGUGUUGGGAUUGAGGACUGAAAGAACAUUGUUUGGGUUUGAGGAAGAAGGCUUGUGUGGAAAAUAAGGAAGAAGAAACCAAAGCUUAGUUUUGAGGCCACCUUCAGCAUCUGUCUUAGUUUAAACAAAUAUAAAGACUACUGUAGAUAUUCUCAGUGUUUUAACCUUUUAAAUUGUAUGUGUAAGAUGUGUCUUACAGAUGCUGUGCUAUUUUUUUUUUGUUUCCCCACCAUAUGGCCAUAGUAUUUUAUUAGUUAGCAGUCAGGCUGUAUCAUUUAAAUGUAACUUUAAGAUAGCAGUCAGUCUGACCAGCAUUAUUGGUCCAAAUUCCUCUCUGUAGAAAACAAAUACGAAAACUUGGAUUUUAUUUCUUUUAUUGUCUUUUCCAUUUCAGAAGCUGUACUCUUUUAAACUCCUCUCCACUUGGAGAAGCCAGGAUAGAACCUAUAGCUCCGUGUAAGAAAACAAUAUUUCUGUUUACAAACACAGAAACUGGUGGUCAGGAUUUAUAUUUUGAGUGGAAUUGUACUAGUGAGGUAUUAGCAGAAGUUGAUUUCUUUCCAGAGCAACACAGAGGAAGGUGCAAUGAAUAAGGAUUAAGGAAGUAUGUAUUAGAGUGAAACCUUCAAGCUGAGAGAUCUUUCCAAAGUGUGCUGUGCAUCUUUAUAAAUGAGGGCAUUUUUGCAUGCACACAAAAAAUUCUCAGGCACAUUUCAGUGUUGCAAAAAGAUUUAAAAUCUUGGUGCUUGAUUCAGGGCUUCUUUUGUUUUACAUAAGCAGAGAGCAUUUACUGUAAGACAAGCGUCGGAAAUUCAGUAUCCUGACUCCUCUUGACAGGUAGACAUUAUGUGUAUUUGUGAGUUCUGCAGUAAACUUCAUGCCUUUUUUGUUCACUUCUUCCUGAUUUUAGGCAAGAUUUUGUUUAAAAUAUUUUGUUCAAAGCAAAAUGUACUAUUUUAUAUUUAGAAACAGGAAGAUGAAGGUUAGCGUUCUUUCUAAUGAACACUGAUUUUGUCUACCUUGAAAUCCUGUGUUUUGAUGAUGGAGAGUGGUUCUGAACCUGUUUCUGAACAAAGCUGAGGCAGACUUUCCAUUUCAAAAGAGAAGUCCAUUUUGGAAAUCUGAUCUCUGAGUUGUAACUAGCAAACUAUUACUGCCCUGCUGCUUUUUUGAUUCCUUCCUGUCCAAGGUUCUGAAUAAUCUACAAUAGAUUUAUAGUGUAACUUAAAGUUUCCAUACAAUUACGUAAAAUGGUCAAAAUUUACGUCGCUUGUUACAGUGUGUGUGGGACAUAGCUGGUACCUGUGUGAGUGUGUGGUGUGAAGCAUCAGUAUAAUUACACUGAUCUACAUUUGCUGUAAGCCACAUCCACCAUAACAGGCACCCUUGUUGCUGCAGGAUUGAGUGGAGUAGGGCAGAAAAGAAAGCUUCUUUACAAAUUUCCUGUAAACCAGGUUAUGUGGCCUUUCUGCUUUCACAGUUCUAAAGAUCUUGUGAUGACUUUUGAUACAACAGUCUUUUUUUAAAAGGAAAAGGAGUAACCACUUCAAACUUGCACAGGAAUUCUUAGCAGAAUCUUGUCUGUCAGCAGCGCACAAAAAUAUUCAGGAACUCCUGGAGUUGCCUUUUGCUCUCUAAGCAAAAUUUUACCCUUAUAAAAGGUGAAUUUUAUUUAAAAUAUUAUAUACGGGUUAAUUCUGUUUUUAAAAUGAAAUAUAUUUAAUUUCUUCAUGUAAGUAUUUAUGUUUAUACAUACUUAGCUAUGCCUGGGGUCUUGCCUGGGUAAAUAAGGUAAGAGUGAAAGGAACUGGGGGAGGCAAUUUUGCUCUCCCAUGAAGCAAGACAAGUAUGUCUGUGGUGUGUUUAUAACUCUAGGGAAACAACAGGAAUGAGUUAACAAGAUUAGAUAGGUUGGUAUCAACAGGGAGGUGUAUAGUGUGUCAAAAGUAGGUCCAUUUUAUGUGUGUAUAUUAUAGGAAUAUAUGUAAGUUACGGAAAAUAUCUUGAAGGUAUUACACUGUGUUUCUAACCAGCUUUAUUAGAUGGCUCCAGCCAUUGGAUCAUUCUGUGUGUUAUCAGCAGAAGUAGCAAACCAGCUAAACCAGAAUUCCUUUGGCGGACCAGGUUUCAGUUAAAAUUAACCUAAAAGCACAACAAUUUAAUGCAUGUUUCUCUCUGGGACACUUCCAUAUUCCAUAGCCAAACAGUAUCAACUGCUUCUGUUCAAACAAUACUAUGGAGUUGUCGAGAGGUAUGUUUGUUUGCUGUAGGAUCAUGUGUCAUCGGCUACUCUACACAAGGGAAGAAGAAAAUGGAAGAAUUUGUAUACCAUUGUGUUUGUGUGUUUAUCCAGUUGGUUGAUGCUGCAGUGCAGUGCUCUUGAAAUUCUGUCAUGUGUUCAUACCUUUGGAUGGUCACAUUUUGUACAUAGAGUCAUGGUCUGGGUUGGAGGGGACCUUCAACGGCUAUCUAAUCCAACUGCCCUGCAGUGAGCAGGGGGACAUCUUACAUAUAUGCCAAGCUUGCAGCAGUGGGGAAAAUCAGUACUUCUUCCAAAUUUAUUGCUUUGCACCACAACCUUGAAGAUGAACAUUUUUGAAUAGCAUGCAUGUUUCUGAGAACAUAGUAAAAGUUGCUGUUGUUCUAGGAACUGAUUGCCUUCUGCUGCCUCCCCUAAGAGAGGAGACAAAAUCCCAUGACGAAGAUAGCUGAUACCCUGCACAAGUGUGAUUUCAUUCAGUGGGAGGUAGAAUUCGAAGGAGUGGAGAAUUACAUUUCGGAAAGCUUCCAUUACCUUGCAGGUCUGAGAUAAAAACAGAUGCUAGAAAGAAAGGAGUUAUCUUCGUGAAAGUUUCAGGAGACAAAAGGAAAUUCUUGUAGUACUUGCCUGUAUUCAGAUUGGCUUAAACCAAGCACAAAUAUGUAAAGCUUUCUAGUUUCACUGGUUUUGAGAAACUCAGUGAUGCCUGCAUGCUCAGAGUACUUGUGGCCAAAGUUAAAAGUCUGCUGGAGUCAAACAGCAGCAGAGAGGGAAGGAGAAUACUGGGUUUGAGCCUCAUUUGGCUGUUACAUGAAGGGAUUACACACAAUGUUUGGACAGCUCGAAAACUUCAUGGUAUUUUUUCCAUCUGCUUUUUGCACUUACUGUUGUUUCAUAGUGGAAUGUAAAUUUGGUAAUAAACAUGUAUAAGAUGUCAUUUUUCAGUA